UCCAUCUCCCUCUUAAAUCACAAGCCUGCAUUUCGCCUCUUCAUAUAUUCACUGCUACCUUCUUUCUCUUUCAAGCUAACACGGUUUUUUUACCAACUUUCCAUUUAGAGAAAUGCAGAAUAUGGGAGACUGGGAGCAAAAUAAGCAGCUGAUAAAUGAGUUAACACAAGGAAGGGAGUUGGCAAGGCAACUUCAAGCUCAUUUAAAUGUGCCGUAUUCUUCCCAUGAAACUCGUGAGAUGUUGGCGCAAAAGAUUACAUCUUCAUACGAGAAAGCGCUCUCCAUUCUCAACUUCAGCAGCAGUGCCUCAGCGGGCGAGCCACAGCUGCCUGUAGGGCUCGGAGUUGAGUCUCCGCCACUGAGUGGCAGCCCCCGGAGUGAGGACUCUGAUCGUGAUUUGAAAGACCAAGAUGGCUCGAAAAGGAGAAAGACGUUUCCAAGGUGGACAAAACGGGUGCGUGUUAAUCCUGGAGCAGGAUUGGAAGGGCCUCUUGACGAUGGCUUUAGCUGGAGAAAAUAUGGCCAGAAAGACAUUCUUGGAGCCAAACAUCCAAGGGGCUACUACAGAUGCACACAUCGAAAUAUCCAAGGUUGCUUGGCCACAAAACAAGUGCAAAGAUCCGACGAAGAUCCCACCAUCUUUGAAAUAACUUAUCGUGGAAGGCACACUUGUGCACAAGCCUCCAAAAUGGCUGCUUCUUCCUCAGCACCACUUGAAAAUCAAGAGCCAAUCAUCAACACCAAUAUUGAACCACUUCAACACAAUUUCCCACCACUGCAAAUUGCCCACCAACAACAAGAAGAGGCACUGUUGAAUCUGAGACAAGGCCUUAAAAUUGUUACAGAAGAUUUAGACUUGCACCAGCAAUCAGUUGCUUCGUUUCAUCUUCCACCUUCCAUGGUUGAUAACAGUUUUAAUACAGGAAGCUUUCCGCAGUCGUUUAUGUCUCCUGCAACUUCUGGGACUAAUUAUUUCUCGGCUUCUUCAAGUGGGAUGAAUAGCUUUCAGUCAGAGCUCAAUGAAAUUGUCUCGGCUGCUACUUCUUCAGCAACCAAUUCUCCGACUGUUGGCAGCUUCGAUUUCCCUUUUGGUAACGCUGAAUUCGAUCCAAACUUCACGUUUGACAGUUCACUGUUUUCCUCAUUCCGACCCUUCGGAAAAUGAAGAUAAUUUCGCUUAGCCAUGAAUCUUACUCUAAUUCGAAAUUUUUUGUUUGUCCCUUAAGAGGAAGUUCCACUGUCUUGAUUCCGAGAUGUCUAUCAAGUGUUGCUCAUUUACAUUUACUAAGUAAUGAAUCUCCAUUUUCACCA
Mangifera indica (mango) is the source of this 1311-nucleotide messenger RNA. RefSeq names its product probable WRKY transcription factor 30. The transcript is spliced from 3 exons. Gene Ontology annotation, molecular function: DNA-binding transcription factor activity; transcription cis-regulatory region binding. Lineage: Eukaryota; Viridiplantae; Streptophyta; Magnoliopsida; Sapindales; Anacardiaceae. The record is from RefSeq and is a predicted model, not a curated record. Bases 113 to 1165 code for a protein of 350 amino acids. Gene Ontology annotation, cellular component: nucleus. Gene Ontology annotation, biological process: regulation of DNA-templated transcription.